CGAAAAUUAUACACAGACCAAGGUAUAGACGACGAUGAAAUAGAAGGGAAAAGAAACUAUAGCAUUUUGGACAAGUUUAACAAUAACCGAUGUCGAGGAAACUUUGUUACACCAAUGAAAGGCGAUGAAUUCACCCUUAAACACGUACAACAACAUGGAUUAAAGAACCCUAUAGUAUUUUAUGAAAAGACGGGACUGGGAAUGCGAGUGCCAAGUGAAAACUUCAAAGUAGCAGAAGUAAAACAAUGUGUCGGUAAUAGAAGAGUAUUAGAUGUGAUGGAUGUAAAUACACAGAGAGGAAUGGAGAUGUCUAUGAAAGAUUGGGUCAGAUAUUAUGAAAACCCUGAACGUGAUAGAUUGUUGAAUGUUAUUAGUUUAGAGUUCAGUCAUACCAGACUGGCUAAUUAUGUCGAAUCUCCAACCUUGGUACGACAAAUAGAUUGGGUAGAUAGAGUAUGGCCACGACAUUUAAAAGAUUGUCAAACAGAAUCAACCAAUGUGAUAGAUAAGAUGAAAUAUCCAAAAGUUCAAAAAUAUUGUUUAAUGAGUGUUGAAGGCUGUUAUACAGAUUUUCAUAUAGAUUUUGGUGGAACCUCAGUAUGGUAUCAUAUCUUACAUGGAGAGAAGGUAUUUUGGUUAAUUCCACCAACAGAGAAGAAUAUAGCUAUAUAUGAGAACUGGAUAUUAUCAGGAAAACAAGGGGAUGUAUUCCUGGCAGAUCAAGUGGAAUCUUGCCAGAUGCUGGAACUAAAAGCUGGUUACACAUUCAUAAUUCCAUCAGGAUGGAUACAUGCUGUGUAUACACCGGUAGACUCUCUAGUGUUUGGAGGUAAUUUUAUACAUAGUUUUAACAUCACACAACAACUACGUGUAGCAGAAGUAGAAGAUAGAACACAUGUACCUCAAAAGUUCCGCUAUCCAUUUUACAAUGAAAUACUGUGGUAUGUUUUGGAAAGAUAUGUUCAUUGUUUAACAGGAAAGUCAUAUCUUAAGAAACAUGAGAAGAAAAAGGAGGAAAUAGAAGAAGCACCUGAUUCACCUAAUUCAUCUCAAUUUGAUGAUGAUUCCAGACCCCCCUCCAGGAAUCCGGAUUCUAUUACUUUGGAAGAAGCAGACGCAGCAAAAGUGAAACAAGAAAAAGAGGAAUCAGACAAACUUUCACAACGAUUAACAAUAGAGCUAACACGUAUUGAUGCUAAUCAAAAACCCAAACGUAAAGGUGCAGGAGAGUUGUUAAAGGGUGGUGACUCUGAUGGGAGUUUUAGUGAUGUGGAAAAUAGUAAACCUUCAAAUGGAAACAGUGAUAUCAAGGAAAAAAAGAAACUAUAUUUAACUAAAUUUGAACAAGAUGGACUAGCUAAGUUGGUACAAUGGGUAGAAAAUGUACCAGUUCAGAAACGGGUCAUACCUAAGGAAUUAUUGAAUCCUGAAUCAGUUAUUGCAGACAUCAAGCAAAUAUUGGUAGAACAUAAGAAUGAUGACCAGACAUUAGCUAUAACUGGUGAACCAAUUUGUUCCUGGCCAGAAUCAGAAAUUAAGGUACUCAUUUCUUUAAAGUCAACUUUGGUUUCUAUUGAUUUUCAGAAAGUAAAACUGUAUAAACAGCCAAAAGGCCCAAAACCACCAAAAGGUUCAUCAAAGCAAGCAUCUGGUAACCGUAGGCGACGAACUAGAUGUAAGAAAUGUGAAGCAUGUACAAGAGCUGAUUGUGAAGAAUGUAAUUUCUGUAAAGAUAUGAGGAAAUUUGGUGGUCCUGGUAGAAUGAAACAGAGUUGUAUCAGUAGACAGUGUAUGGCUCCUGUUUUACCACAUACAGCAACUUGUAUGAUAUGUGAAGAAGAUCAACGAAUUAAAUUAGCAGACAGUGAUGAAUCUAUCACUACCCUCAUGGAAUGUGGUAUCUGCUGGGAAAUUGUUCAUCCUGAAUGUCUCAAGAAGAAGUUUGAAGAUCUAGAUGUAGAGGGUGUAGUUAACGAAGAUAUACCUAGUAGUUGGGAAUGUCCAAAAUGUUGUCAAGAU
This is a messenger RNA of Lottia gigantea (owl limpet), 2019 nucleotides long. RefSeq lists its product as hypothetical. The record is from RefSeq and is a predicted model, not a curated record. The transcript is spliced from 12 exons. Gene Ontology annotation, biological process: regulation of transcription by RNA polymerase II; protein demethylation. Lineage: Eukaryota; Metazoa; Mollusca; Gastropoda; Lottiidae. Gene Ontology annotation, molecular function: transcription coregulator activity; histone demethylase activity; zinc ion binding. The annotation marks the transcript as partial.